Molecule: messenger RNA, 1293 nt
Organism: Moneuplotes crassus
Lineage: Eukaryota; Ciliophora; Spirotrichea; Euplotida; Euplotidae
Source: the annotation of a GenBank genome assembly
UAAAUAAAAAUGGAAUCCACUCAACAAACUUCCUCAAAACCCAAGUGGGACUGGAGACACUGGAAGCAAUUCCUUAAGAAAAACUGUAUUAUUAAUGAAACUAGUAGUGCGAAUCCUGUUUUAAAUGGAGAAAUCAGCUGAGAAGCUGAUAUGAAAGAUGAGACCAAGAAGGACCCUUAUGAAGAGCUGAAGGGGGGAUUUGAAGGAGAGGAUAAGAGAAUUCCCAUGAUCUUUACGGACAAACUUAUUCAGGAUAGACAGUAUGAGCCGAGUGUUGUAAAUGAGUUUAAUGUGGUCGGAGAGUUAGGGAAAGGAGCAUUCUCUGUGGUAUAUCUCGCUGAGAAAGAAGUUAAUGGAGAAAAACAACAAUACGCUUUAAAGCAAAUGUCGAUUGAGCAACUUAAAAAGGACAAAAUUACAGUCUAUACUAUUGAUAAAGAACAGGAAAUCUUAACCUCAUUACAGAAAGUGUACAUGGAGAGUUACCAGAUGGCUAAAAUUUCAAAAUUUAAUCAUCCAAAUGUUAUAAAAAUAUUCGAGAUUAUAGAAGACGAUUCAAAAGAUACUAUCUACCUUGUCAUUGAAUUCUGCCAUUUCGGACAGAUCUCAGACUGGAACAGGUCUUCAGAUAAAUACAUCAGAAAUCAAGCACUGAUUGAUCAUCUAGUAGAAACUGAGUUUGAAGGGGAAGACUUCAAGAACGAGCAUGAAAAGAUUGAGAAAGUUGGCAAGUUCAUCUUCAAAAAGGUUUUGGAAGGGCUUAAAUAUCUUCAUGACAAUAAUUAUGUUCACAGAGACAUCAAGCCAGACAAUAUUUGGUUCUCUAAGGAAGGAAAUAAUCCUAAGAUAGGUGAUUUUACGGUCACUCAGUAUAUUCCAAGCCAUGACUUCAUGUUGAUGAGCAAGGUUGGAACUCCAUUGUUCAUGGCUCCUGAAAUGGAACCUCCUGAAGUAGAUGACGGUCUUGAUCUAGAUAAUAUUGAUUUUGAUAAUCUUGGAGAUGACUCAGGCGACGAUUCAGAAGAUCCAACAGAACAAAAGCAUGAAUUCUUACCUCUUCCUACAGAUAUUUGGUCAAUGGGAGUUACUAUUUUCAGUUACUUUGGUGAAAAUUGCCCAUUCAAUGGAGACGUAGAAUAUCAGAUCCUUCAAUCAGCCCAGAAUGAUGAGCUUCCAAGGUUAGAUGACUACAGUGAAGAGCUGAAUCAGCUUCUUGCAGCAAUGUGCCACAAAACUCCAACCGAAAGACCAUCAGUUCAAGAAGUAUUAGACCAUGCUUGGUUUACUACUUAA